GUAAUCGCCAAAGCAAACGUUUAGAAAGAUGGGCAGUAAUUCCAUGUCACCCCAUUUGCUAUAUACCAAUUUACAGUAUAUGAGCCAUAUUUUCAUGCUGAUCUUAAUCUUAGCUCUGGAUAGCGCAUAUCCGCCUGGACACUGGUCAAAGGACCCCUUUUCCAUCUUUCCCGAGGUGGCUUCGGGAACUGCACCCGUAGUCAGCGCUAUCUAAGCCUAAUCUUGGACUAAAAUUUCUGUGUGGUCUGUUUGCUCUUAAAGAAACUAAUUAUGAACGAUACGUCAGGUUCGUCGGUUGUUCCAACGGCCACCGCACCACCUGCGCAUGUCGCGAACAUAGCGACAACCUUGAGAAAAAUGGAUUUCAUACGGAACCUGUAUCGCUGUGGCGUGGUCGGUCUGCGUGACGACACCAACGGCCUAGUGCGCCACGGCAUCAUCCGCGAUCUGGCGGCGAACGGCGAUUUCCUCGUUGACUUCGGCGUGACGGGUCAGAACAAAGUCAGCGUGCCCGUUUGCCAGUGCCUGGAAUGGCGGGGGCCCUGCUCCCCCGCGCCCCCGACCCCCGGGACCCCCGUCCUAACCCUCUACUGCACCGCCCCUGAUUACACGACGUAUUGUCGGGGGGUGCUCCGCUCGCUGAAGUUCGUCCCCGGUCAGCCGUGGUACUGGUACCCCUCCACCUUCCUGGCGGGGGAGGACGCCCAGUACGCUUGUGUGGCCAUCCACCUCCCGGGCGGGGAGACGCUGCGCACGGUGGUGCGGCCGGAGCGCGUGCGGCGCGUCCCCCCGGUGGAGCACGGGGACGGGUGGGUCCCCUACCCGUCCGAGCGGCUGCGCUACUGGCGACACGCCGUGCCUGUCAUGGAUAAGCAUCUGAUGGCCGCCUCCCAACAGAUCCUUCUGAUCCAGGCCGGGGCGGCGUUCCGCACGGCCUGGCAUACCGCCACCAGCAGCAUCAGCGUCGGGCUCCGUCCAGGACAGACCGGGUGGCUGGACCUCGUCUACCUGUCCCACCAGGAGACACCGAUGCCCGAUACUGAAGUGAUGAGUAAGCUACGUGAAGUUGUGGAGAAGUUUAGACACUCUCCGAAACCGAAACCGAAACAGAAUCAGGUGCCGAAACGAUCUCUGGACGUUGCCGGCGGCACGCCGGCGAAAAAGCCAACUAAAGCUAAAUCGGCUGCGCUAAGUCGCUCGUCAGACCCAUUAGUGUCCGAAUUGACACCGCGCAUCACGGCGGAAAUCCUCUCCUGUCUAGCGGUCAACCAACAGAUGACGUGCCGCCGUGUAUGCACCAAAUGGAACGGGAUUGCCACCGCCGGCAUGCUGACCACCGUUAUAAUCGACCCAGGCAAGUAUCCCCGGGCCAAACUGCCUUAUGCGUUGUGCCACACGAUCAACCCGAACACCCAGCUCCUGCUGAUCACCAACGGGACGCACGUGCGGGAGUUCACUGUGUCUUUCUUCAACGUGGUCUUCGACAUGCUCCGGGGUCUCCAAACCCGGGUGCCGUGCAUUGUCGUAACCGAUACCAAGGUGCUGGCGCGCGAUCUGUAUGUGGAUAAAUGGCGGAACACGUUGCCGUGGUCGACGGUGUGUCAGCGGUUAGUUCUGCGCAACGUCAAGCUGGUGUUACAGCAGCGGCAACGCGAGGGAGCGGAUGAUCUGGUAUGGCUGGAAGGGGUGCUACGGAGGGAUUACGGGAUACGUGACUGCCAGUGGAAAUUAACGGAACACGCGCGGGGUCUGUUCGUUGAUGUGUUGGCGGUGUUGCGGAUUAUUGACGGAAUUCGACGGUUCAACCCAUAGGUGUAACUGGUGUAGACGGAAUUCCGCGGAAAUUGGAAUCGCAAAAACUGUUUUCACGCCAAUGUAUGCAUAUGCGUUUCCACUUUGGAGUUUGGAGUGUGAACAAACGAAACGAAUAUCUUUCGGAGCACGCGACAGCGAACGCUGCAUCGAGCGUGUACGAUUUUUGUAGUAUGUUUUGCAUUUAUCUCUAAGCUGAUGAGCUUACGUAACUAAUAGCUAAUUCGUUUACCGACACUCGAUCUCAAGAGCAAGAAUUAAAUCUCUGUGAAGACCUCUCUAAUAACGUUUUUCUGGAACAGUGUUUCUUAGGUUUACUUAGGUUUCUUAGGCUUAUUAGGUUUAUUUCUUAGGUUUCUGUUAUGUGUUUUUCUUGUAUUUUAA
Paramacrobiotus metropolitanus is the source of this 2196-nucleotide messenger RNA. RefSeq lists its product as uncharacterized. NCBI's taxonomy places the organism in Eukaryota, Metazoa, Tardigrada, Eutardigrada, Parachela, Macrobiotidae. The record is from RefSeq and is a predicted model, not a curated record. The transcript has 3 exons. Bases 271 to 1812 code for a protein of 513 amino acids.